Juglans regia (Persian walnut) is the source of this 405-nucleotide messenger RNA. RefSeq lists its product as uncharacterized. The record is from RefSeq and is a predicted model, not a curated record. The coding region runs from base 1 to 405 and encodes 134 amino acids. Lineage: Eukaryota; Viridiplantae; Streptophyta; Magnoliopsida; Fagales; Juglandaceae. The transcript has a single exon.
AUGAAAGGAGUUAUGCGAUUUGGAAAGAAGGACAAGUUGAGCCCUAGAUAUAUUGGGCCAUUUGAAAGUCUUGACCGGAUUGGACCAGUGGCUUAUAGAGUAGCACUUCCACCAAUACUUGUGGGAGUGCAUAAUGUAUUUCAUAUUUCCAUGUUGAGGAAAUAUAUUCCCGACCCGACGCACAUUAUUGAUUAUGAACCACUCCAGAUUCGGGUGGAUAUGAAUUAUACGGAAGAACCAGUUCAAAUUUUGGAAAAGAAAGAACAAGUAUUAUGGACUCGAACUAUUCCUUUUGUUAAAGUGUUGUGGAAAAAUCAUGCUAUUAGCGAAGCUUCUUGGGAAUUGGAGGAAGAAAUGCGAGUUAAGUACCCACGGCUUUUCGAUGGGAAUUUUGACAAUUUAUAA